UAGCUUUGGUAACUAUUGGUAAUUUAGACAUUAAGGAAUUAUGUAUAAAAUUGCUAUAGGUGCCUGUGGUUAAAUUGUUUUACUAAGAUUUCACUUCUAGAGAACUGAAGAAUUUACCAAAGUAAAAAUGGUCUAGUGUUAUUACUUGAUUUAUAAAAAUGAAUAUGUCACAGUUAAUAUUAACAAUACUAUACUCUGAGGUACAGAUUAGAAAAAUAUGCCCCUUAUUUGUAACAAUGAAUGGAGUGACCAAAUCUAUAGUUUUUCAAAUCUAUGACUAUUAUAUAUUUUUCUGUACCAGGUAACUUUUUUUUCUUUUUUGAGUCAGAGUCUUGCUCUGUCACCCAGACUGGAGUGCAAUGGUGCAAUCUCAGCUCACUGCAACCUCCACCUUCUGGGUUCAAAUGAUUUUCAUGCCUCAGCCUCCCCAGUAGCUGGGAUUACAGGCGUGUGCCACCACACCCAGCUAAUUUUUGUAUUUCAAUAAAGAAAGGGUUUCACCAUGCUGGCCAGGCUGGUCUUUAGCUCCUGGCCUCAAGUGGUCUACCUGCCUCAGCCUUCCAGAGUGCUGGGAUUACAGGUGUGAGCCACAUUGGCCAGCCUGUACCAAGUAGCAUUUAUUUCUGUGUGCAGGAAUAUACAUGUGCUUGUUACAGAAUUGAGUUUAUCAUAUUCUAUCACCAUGUAUUUCCCAUAAAUCUAUUAAGGUAAAAUAUGUGCCACUUAUCAUAGUUUGCUGUGAUUACAUAUUUAUACAUAAACCUAUAUGAUCUUGGAAUUUGGAGCCUGGGUGGUGGCCUGAGAGUCUGUGUGUAUGAAUGUGGGUGGAGAGAGUGAGGCAUGGAUGGUUUCUAUUUUUUUCUACUGGAGUGCCAUUCUUCAGUUUCUUUUCUGGAGAGUCGCUGUGAACACUGCUGUGGGGCUGCUCCCUGUGUGUGGCUCUGCCUCAGAACCCACGGAGUCAGCUCCCAGACCUGCUCCAUCUCUGGUUACAAGUCAGUGUCGUAUUUGCUGGAAGUUAAGAGACAGGGCCCUGUUGAUUACUCUGUGCUUCAGUUUGCCCUUAUUAGUAUUUCUUGGUUCUUCCAUCAGUGAGUUUGAUUUCUUCACCAAAAAAUAAUCUUGCACAGAGUCACGAUCCUCCCGGCUUUUACAAAACACUGAGCUUUGGAAAGGAAAAUGAUUACUCAUCACAAGUCUAAACAGUAGGAUAAAAUGUUCCCAUUUAGAUCAAUCAGGGGCCAAUUUAAUUUUCUAAUGAACUUUAUAAUUGCUUUCCUGGUCUGCCUUUAGGGACUAUUAUUAUACGAGAUUUUCUUCUUUUUAAUGUUUCUAGAAGUCAGAUUUUCAUCUUUGCCAGGAAUUAGAGGAUCUAUAAAUGUGUGAAAAAGAUGAGAAACAAAGUCACAGAUCAUCUUGAUGAUGAUGGUCUUACAGUUUUGCAGAAGGUUGAAAAGGCAAUAGAUAUAACAAAUUCACGUUCUUGUUAUUGAAAUGGACAAAUUAGAAUUCUAGAUUCAAUACACACUGUGUUUAGACUUAAUAAACACCUUCGAUAAACUUAUUCAAUAUUUUUUAAAUUGACAACCUAUUUUGGGGGCUGCAUAUACUGUAGAGAUCAAAGUAGGCAUUUCUUUCUUUUUUUCUGAAAUAAAUACAAUCCUUAGGACAAAUUAGGCAUUUCUUACCCUCUUGGGCUUCUAUAAAUCAAUAUGUAAUCAAAUUAAGAUAAGUACUGGGUGCACGUGGAAGGAAGACAGAUUGCCUUCAGAGAGUGGGGGAGUCCAGAAGUCUGCUCUAAAGACAAGAUGUUUAAAAUUAAACCUGCAAUGUCCAUCUGAAUUAAGGAGGUCCAGAACAGGGUGAAGGCAGGCAUAGCAGCAUGAACCGAUAUCCUGAGGCAGGAAAGGGCUGGGUUUGUCACCAAGAGUAACACAAAGGUCAUUGUGCUGGAGCACACUGAGGAGGGUGAGUGUUGCAAGACAAGGCUUGGCAUAGUGUAGGAGAGGUCAGAUGAUUCAGGGCCUUACAAACCAUAUUAAUUUAGGUGUUCCAAAGUUUGGAGAGUAGAUUAGAAGGAAUAAGAACAUUUAGGAGAUGGUGUCAGGUCAUUGGCUUUAGGUUGGAAACAAGAGAUGACAGUAGCUUGGACUGAGGGUUGACAGUGGAACAGAAGAGAUGUGGAUGGACUUGAGCUCUAUUUAGGAAUUAGAACCAACAAAAGUUGACACGGGUUAGAUUGUGGUAUUAGAAGAAAGGAUUCAUUUCAGCAUCAUGGCAAGAACAAGUGAACGGAUGAAGGUGUUUUCCUCUAGGCGGAAUAGAUUUGAGAGAGGAGCAACAGUUUAGUUUUUUGAUGUGUGAAGGUUGAAAUGAGUCUGUGAGCUAUCUUGGAGACGUCAAGUAGGUGGUUAGAUACAUAGUAGUUGUUUAUCUCUUGCUGCAUAAUAAAUUAUUAUGAAACUUAGCAACAAAUCUAUAUUAGUUAUCUAUUGCUCUGUAACAAGUCACUCCAACAUUUGGUGGUUUAAAACAACAAAUAUUUAUCUCCUGCAGUUUAUUUGGCUAGGAAUUUGGGAGUGGCUUAGCUAGGGGUGAUUCUGGUCCAGGGUCUGUCAUGGGAUUGUACUCAAGGUGUUGGCCAGUGGUCCCAUCAUCUGGAGCUUGACCAAGCCUGGAGGAUCUGAUUCCAGGAUGGCUUAUGUACGUGGCUUUUGGCAGAAGGUCUCAACUCUUGCUAGGUCUUGGUGGGAGGCCACAGUUUCUCCCUACGUGGACCUCUCUCUAGGGCUGCUUGAGUGUCUUCAUGACAUGGCACUGAACUUCUCCUAGAGUGAGAGAUAUGAGAGAAUGCAAGGCGGAAGCUGUAAUACCUUUAGUCUCAGAAGCCCCACACUGUCACUUCUGCCAUAUUCUAUUCAGGAUUAAGCCCCCCUGCCAUUUGAAUGGACAGCCACCAAAUAAUUUGUGAAUGUAUUUUAAAACCACCACACAUGAUUUUGUAAUUCAGAAGAAAGGUUUGGGCUGGAAAUCAGACAUCAGGAGUUUUGCUCAUAGAUGUUGUGGACUGAGUAGAUGCAUGACCACUUAGUAAAAGUGUAAAGAGGUCCAAGACAGAUCCUUUAGGAAAUCUGACUUGUAGAGGAUCUGCUGUGGAGGAGAAGGAAGAAAUGGAAUCUGGGAAGAUAAGAAUUUUUCAGGCACGGAGUCGUCUUCUCUAUGGAAGCCUAUUGGAAUGUGUAUUUGACCUUCAUUUUUAAUAAUUUGUUCUCUAAAUGAAUGAAGAAUGAAUAAAUGUCAUGUAUAUGUACAAAGUGUUAAUUCUAAGUACGAUUAUUAUUGAAAUGCUUAUAAAAUUAAGAAUGGAAAUCAGCAUUAGGAAUGCAUAAUAACAGGGUGGGAGGUAUUGGUAAAAAAUUAUUUAAUGUCCAGACAAUGAAAUGUCUAUGAAGCCUUAAACAUGAUAUUAUUAAACAAUGUGCAUUGUAAUAAAACAUAUGAUGUAUUUUAAAUAAAUAUAGACUACUACAUAAGGGGAGGUUGCAUCUGGCUCCUGCUCUCACAGCCAUUGCAGUACAUUGAGCUCCAUAGAGAUGGCUUUGGGGCAACCGACAGCCGGAUGGGCACUGGGCGACUCUGUGCCUCGCUGAGGAAAAAUAAUUAAACAUGGCCAAAGGAGAUCCUAAGAAGCUGAGAGGCAAAAUGUCAUCAUAUGCAUUUUUUGUGCAAACUUGUUGUGAGGAGCCUAAGAAGAAGCAUCCAGAUGCUUCAGCCAGCUUCUCGGAGUUUUCUAAGAAGUGCUCAGAGAGGUGGAAGACCAUGUCUGCUAAAGAGGGAGGAAAAUCUGAAGCUAUGGCAAAGACAGACAAGGCCCAUUACGAAAGAGAAAUGAAGGCCGGGCGCAGAAUGAAAACCUAUAUCCCUCCUAAAGGGGAGACAAAAAAGAAGUUCAAGGAUCCAAAUGCUCCCAAGAGGUUUCCUUCGGCCUUUUUCCUAUUCUGCUCUGAGUGUUACCCCAAAAUCAAAGGAGAACAUCCUGGCUUGUCCGUUGGUGAUGUAAAGAAACUGGGAGAGAUGUGGAGUAACACUGCUGCAGGUGACAAGCAACCUUAUGAAAAGAAGGCUGCAAAGCUGAGGAAAAAAUAUGGAAAGGAACUUGCCGCAUAUGGAGCUAAAGGAAAGUCUGAUGCAGCAAAAAAGGGAUUUGUGAAGUCUGAAAAAAAGCAAGAAAAAGAAAGGAGAGGAGAAGAUGAAGAUGAAGAGGAGGAGGAAUAUGAAGAUGAUGAUGAUGAAUAAGCUGGUUCUAGUGCAGUUUUUUUUUCCUUUUAUUUAUUUGCUUUUUGAGAUGGAGUCUUGCUCUGUCACCCACGCUGGAGUACAGUGGCGCGAUCUCGGCUCACUGCAACCUCUGCCUCCCGGGUUCAAGUAAUUCUCCUGCCUCAACCUCCCGAGUAGCUGGGAUUACAGGCACCUGCCACCAUGCCAGGUUAAUUUUUGUAUUUUUAGUAGAGAAAGGGUUUCUUCAUGUUGGUCAGGCUGGUUUCAAACUCCUGACCUCGUGAUCCACCCACCUCGACCUCCCAAAGUGCUGGGAUUAUAGGCGUGAGCCACCACACCCAACCUUUUUUCUUGUCUAUGAAGCAUUUAAUGCCCCUGAACACAACUCACUCCUUUUAAAGAAAAAAAAAAUUGAAGUGUAAGGCUAUGUAAGAUUUGUUUUGAAACCGUACAAUUUUUUUGUGUGUGUGUAGUUAACACACUACCGAAUGCAUCUUUAGAUAGCCCUGUCCUGCUGGUAUUUUCAAUAGCCACUAACCUUGCCUUGUGCAGUAUGGGGUUUGUAAAUUGACAAGGAAAUUUAAAUCAGUUUCUUGUUGGUGCACAGCACAGAUUAGUUAUCUAUGGGGAGGGCAGGUUUUUCAUCUUCAGUUAUCUCUGAUGCAGCUUAUAUGAAAUAAUUGUUGUUCUGUUAACUGAAUACUACUCUGUAAUUGCAAAAAAAAAAAGAGAGUUGUAGCUGUUUUGUUGAAAUUCUGAAUGCUUCUAAGUAAAUACAAUUUUUUUUUAAUUAAAAAUUGCUAUGUAAGGAAGGAGCAGACAAAAGUGUCUAGGAGGAUGUAUCUAAACCUGUUAAUACUGGUUUUCUCUGGGCGGAUGGAAAACGGGUGAUUUAAAUUUCCUUCUUUUGGUUUGUCAGAACCUUCCUUAAUAAAUGUGAAUUGCUUUUGAAAUACAAAUGUUUGAAAAUAUCCCCUCCCAAAAUAAAGAAAAAUAAUGAAAAUAAUGAUACUUGAAAUUCGAUUGAGGGGCCAGGCAUGGUGGCUCAUGCUCACAACCCCAGCACCUUGUGAGAGGCUGAGGUGGGAGGAUUGCUUGAGGUCAGGAGUUUGAGACUAACCUGAGCAAUAUAGCAAGACUCCAUCUCUAAAAUAUAUAUAUUUUUAAAUUAGCUGGGCUUGGAGGCUCAUGCCGUAGUCUGAGCUAUUCAGGAGGCUGAGGUGGGAGGAUUGCUUGAGCCCAAGUCAAAGCUACAGUGAGCUAUGAUUGUGCCAUUGCACUCUAGUCUGGAGCCUCAAAAAAGAACAACAACAACAAAAAAAACUUGACUGAGAAAAAUUAAGGUACAAAAUUUGGCUCUGAACUUCCUGGCAGCCAAGACAAAGUGAUACGAAGAAGAUCUCUGAUCUUUGUCAAGACAGCCUGCUUUAUUCCUGGUCCCCAGAGUGAGCAGAAGUGAUGUACCUUGCCCUCUAAAGCAAUUUCUUUCUUUCUUUUUUAUUCUUUUGAAGUAUUUCUUUUUAAACUUUUAGGUUCAGGGGUACAUGUGCAGGUUUGUUACGUAGGUAAAUAUGUGUCACGAUGGUUGGCUUACAGAUUAUUUAAUCAUCCAGGUAUUAAACCUAGUAUCCAUUACUUACUUUUCCUGAUCAUUUCCCUUCUCCCAACCUCUACCCUCUGACAGGCCCUAGUGCAUGUUAUUCCCUGCUAUGUGUCCAUGUGUUCUCACCACUUAGCUCCCACUUGAAAGUGAGAAAUGCGGUAUUUGGCUUUCUGCUCCUGUGUUAGUUUGCUAAGGAUAAUGGCUUCCAGCUCCAUCCAUGUCCCUGCAAACAACAUGAUUGCAUUCUUUUUUUAUGGCUGCAUAGUAUUCCAUGGUGUAUAUGAACCACAUUCUCUUUAUCCAGUUUAUCACUGAUGGGCAUUUAGGUUGAUUCCAUGUCUUUGUUGCUCUGGAUAGUGCUGCAGUGAACAUAUGUGUGCAUGUGUCUUUGUAACAGAGCAAUUUAAAUUCCUUUGGUUAUAUACCCUGAUAUGGUUUGGCUGUGUCCCCACCCAAAUCUCAUUCCCAUGUGUUGUGGGAGGGACCCAGUGGGAGGAAAUGGAAUCAUGGGGGCAAGUCAUUCCUGUGCUGUUCUCGUGAUAGUGAAUAAGACUCAUGAGACCUGAUGGUUUUAUAAAGAGGCAUUUCCCUGUACAAGCUCUCUCUUUGCCUGCUGCCAUCCAUGUAAGAUGUGACUUGCUCCUCUUUGCUUUCUGCCGUGAUUGUGAGGUCUCCUCAGCCACAUGGAGCUCUAAAUCCAUUAAACCUCUUUCUUUUGUAAAUCGCCCUGUCUUGGGUAUGUCUUUAUCAGCAGUGAGAAAACAGACAAAUACAUACCCAGUAAUGGGAUUGCUGGGCCAAAUAGUAUUUCUGUCUUUAGGUCUUUGAUGAGGAAUUGCUAUGUAGUCUUCCACAAUGUUUAAACUAAUUUACACUCUCACCAACAGUGUAUAAAGCAUUUCUUUUUUUCCCACAACUAACAUCUGUUAUUUUUUGGCUUUUUAAUAACAGCAAUUCUGACUGAUGUGAAAUGCUAUGUAAUUGUGUUUUUGGUUUGCAUUUCUUUAAUGAUCAGUGAUGUUGAGCUUUUUUUUUAACGUGCUUGUUGGCCACAUGUAUGUCUUCUUUUGUUUAAAGCAAUUUCAUAUAAACUACAGAGAUGUUCUAAAUCUUGGGGGAAUUGGAGGGCAUACUUUUAAAUGUAGGUUCUGUGAAGGCAGUUGGGCAGUCACAGGGUGGAUUCUUACAUAUGACUUAGGUAAGUUUUGUGAUUAUUUGGUGUAACAAAGUGGUACAAUUUUUAGUAUCUUGAGAAUACAGUGGUUGAUAUUCUCUUAGACCAGCUUUCCUUCACAUCUCUGGAUGACUGGGCCCCACCCGAUUCCUUAAGCUGGCUGGCAUCAAGGAGUCUGUAUUCCAAGACAGUUCUCCAGGGGAUUCUGAUAUUUAGCUAAAUUUGGGAAUUUGUGCAGUCUACUAUUCUUUUUGACCAUGAUGACAGUUGGGCUUUAUUGAGAAUUAACCAUGUGCCUCUUGCCACAUGCUGAUUAUUAUCUUUAAUUCUCACAGCAAUUAUUUAAGGGCUGUAUUUUUAUCCCCUUUGUAUAUAGGAGGAAAAUAAGUCAUCCAAGGCAUAAAGCAGUCAAAAAGCAGCUGAGUAAAGUAGCUGGGAGUUGGGUUUUACCUAUAAGGCUGUUGGGAUUAAAUGAGAUAAUGUGUACAAAGUGGUUACUUUGUGUCUGGCACAUAGAAAGCAUUUAAUAAAUGUCAGUUUUAUUAUGAGAAAACAUAUGGAUGGAGGCUCUGAUAGCAUCCUCAAUGCAUCUAUCUCACGAUUCCUGUCAUCUGUCCUUCAGUGUUAUGUCUUAGAUCAGAGUUAUAGGAUGUGUGACUAGGGACUGUUGAAUUUCAGGCUUAUUUUAUUUUUGAUUCUUUUAUGAGACAGGGUCUCACUCUGUCACCCACGCUGGAGUGCAGUGGUGUGAUCAUGAGUCACUGCAGCCUCAAACUCCUGGGUUCAAGCAAUCUCCCCCCCCACCCUUUCAAGUAGCUGGGACCACAGGCAUAUGCCACCAUGCCCAGAUAAUUUUUGUACUUGUUGUAGAAGCAAGGUUUUGCCAUUUUGCCCAUUUUGCUGGUCUUGAACUCCUGGGCUCAAGCGAUCCACUCACCUUGGCCUUCCAAAGUUCUGGAAUUACAGACAUGAGUUACUGUACCCCGUCCAUUUCAGCCUUAUUAACAUCCCUUUUACAGAGCUGGAACAUCCAACUCCAACUUAUAGACCAGAAAUAUUCCUGAAUUUCCUUCCUCAGACUUAUCUCAGUGGUGCCAGAUUGAGUUAGGAUUGAGUUUAGCUGCAAGUAAGACAAACCCUUUUAUUAUAGAUUAACUGAGAAAGAACUCAUUUUUCUCAAGUAAGCUUCAGUCUGUAGGUGGGCAACCCAGGGCUGGUUACCUGCCAGGGAAAUUGGCAGCGUCUCUCUUCCUGGAGGAAGCAGAAGGACCCAGGGCAAGAUGUGCAUGCCAGUCAAGUCUGUUAAUUUUUCUCUAGAAUAUAAUAGUUCUUCUGGGUCUUCCACCCAAUAUACUUCUGUCUACCACCAGAUAGAAUUGGGCCAAGUGGUUGUCUCUAGUUGCUAGGUGAGGUGAAUAUUUUAACUGGCCACCUUGCUACAGGGGAAAAAAAUGAGAUUAUCUUGUAAGUGAGAAGGGGAAAAAGGAUGCUUGAGUAGGCAACUAGCAGUAGCUACCACAGUUCACAGUGAGUUCCAGCAAAUGGUUCUCUCUCUUUUUCUUUUUUUGAGAUGGAGUCUCACUCUGUCGCCCAGGCUGGAGUGCAGUGGCAUGAUCUUGGCUCACUGCAACUUCUGCCUUUCGGAUUCAAGUGAUUCUCCUGUCUCAGCCAUCUGAGUGUCUGGGACUAUAAGAGCAUGCCACUACACAUGGCUAAUUUUUAUAUUUUUAGUAGAGAUGGGGUUUCACUCUAUUGGCCAAGCUGGUCUCAAACUUCUGACCUUGUGAUUAACCUGCCUUGGCCUCUCAAAGUGCUGGGAUUAUAGGUGUGAGCCACCAUGCCCAGCCAUAGUGUUCUCUCUUAAAAAUGAUGUCUAGAGGCAUGGUAUCAGUGAAAACAAUUCUGAUUCUAGAAUUCAGGUUACCUGUAAUUAUAUUCUGAAAGAAUGAUAGGUUGAAAAUAUGAGUUUUUAAA
Messenger RNA from Callithrix jacchus (white-tufted-ear marmoset), 9029 nucleotides. Its product is annotated as high mobility group protein B1-like. The record is from RefSeq and is a predicted model, not a curated record. Gene Ontology annotation, biological process: regulation of transcription by RNA polymerase II. Gene Ontology annotation, cellular component: nucleus. Lineage: Eukaryota; Metazoa; Chordata; Mammalia; Primates; Cebidae. Gene Ontology annotation, molecular function: DNA binding.